Molecule: messenger RNA, 1161 nt
Organism: Symbiodinium necroappetens
Lineage: Eukaryota; Dinophyceae; Suessiales; Symbiodiniaceae
Source: the annotation of a GenBank genome assembly
AUGGACGGGGCCGUCGCGGAGCUCGUGAGCAAGAUCCAGGUGUACGUGUACCCGCGGCGAAUCCGGGUCAAGGAGUUCUUCAAUGACUUCGAUCCGCUCAGGCACGGACGAUGCACCAUCAUCAAUUUUGCCAGGGCGGUAAACAUGCUGGGAAUGUCAGCGCUGAGUGAGGAGGAAGUCGACGAGCUAGCCGAGCACUUCACGGAGCAUGGUGCGCACGUGGCUCCGCCGGCCGUCGUGAACUACAUCAAGUUCUGUGAGGCAAUCGACCAGGUCUAUCUCGUGGGUAGCCCGGAUGAGCAUCACAUGUCCUGUUCGCCCAGCACCACUCAGCUCAUGUCGUUUAAGCCAAGCUCUCCAGAAGAGGAGGAGAAGUUCAUGCACGCCCUUCAUCGUUUGGCAGCCCUUUGCAAGGCGCGUGGGCUUCUCUUCAAACAGGUCUUCUUCGACAUUGACCGUGCUCCGGUGGCAUCACCAGCAAGAACUUCGCCAUUUAUGGGCGGGAAGGUGACCAGGGAGCAGUUCAUCAAGAGAUUCCCUUUCAAGAAGGAAUUCCCACUUGAGGACGUGGAGAUUCUCGCCAACAACUACAUGACGGACAAAGGCGAUGUCCACUUCAUGGCCAUGCACAAUGACAUCUCCGAAGUUUCCUCACAUGAACCCCCGCCCGUUCCCAGGAGUGAUCUGGUCCUUAAGCCAGAUGAGUCUGAGUGGAGCCAGGGACUCUACUCCAUCGUGGACAAGUUGCGCGCAAAGGUCGUGGAGAAGAGGGUCCGCAUCAAGGAAUACUUCCAAGACUUCGACCACUUGAAGAAGGGAUUUUGCAAAGCUUCUCAGGUCAAGACCGUCUUGACCAUCUGUGACCUUGGGAAGACUGUCACGGCGGCGGAUUACGAGGAGCUCCUUCACCGCUACGAGCGCGAAGACGGCAUGUUCUGCUACGGAGACUUCUGCGCGGAUGUCGACAGGGAGUUUGCGACCCCCAACCUGGAGAAAGAUCCCCUGGCUCAGACCAGCAUGCCCGACUCCACUUCAACGAUGGUGGCAAGGCGCAACAAGGUUGUGCUCACCCAAGAGAGGCUGAAGCAAUGGGAGUGGCUCGAGAGCAAGAUCCGGUCGAAGGUGCAGAGACAUCGCAUCAACCUCCUCCCCUCCUUCAAG